GGCCAUUUGAAAAUUGUUCAGUUGGUUUUUAGCUGCAGUUAAAACUGCACACUCGGUCGGUAUUUAAAUCACCUAAUUCGUUGCAGAAAGUUCAACUUUUGAACAAAGGAUUUUUUUCAAGAAAACCAAAGGAUACAGUGAAUAUUUGGAAUUAAUAUAGAAAACGGUGGCUACCAAUUCGACAGUGGAAUUAAUCAAUUAAUUUAAAAUUGGAGCAAUACAUCAUACCAAACAACCAUGUAUUUGCCCUAUUCUCAGCUACCGGAUCCGAUCGAUAAAUUCGAGAUCUAUGAAGAGAUUGCCGAAGGUGUUAGUGGCAAAGUGUUUAGGGCCAAGGAGUUGGAGUUUGAUCGCAUGGUGGCCUUGAAGAUACAACAUUACGAUGAAGACCAUCAGAUAGCCAUAGAAGAGGAAUAUCGCACCUUGAGGGACUAUUGCAAUAGUCCAAAUCUGCCUGAAUUUUAUGGUGCCUACAAAUUGGAGAAGAAUGAUGGGCCCGAUGAGAUCUGGUUUGCUUUGGAGUACUGUGGCGGUGGUACAGCUGCGGAGUUAUCUAGAAAAUUAAUCAAACUAGAUCGCCGUAUGCGUGAAGAGCAUAUUGCCUAUAUUAUCAGAGAGACCUGUCGUGCGGCCGUGGAGCUUAAUCGUAACCACAUUUUACAUCGCGACAUCAGGGGUGACAACAUUAUGCUCACCAAGAGUGGCCAUGUCAAAUUAUGUGAUUUUGGUCUGUCGCGUCAAGUAGAGUCGACCUUGGGCAAGCGAGGCACCUGCAUAGGUUCACCUUGCUGGAUGGCUCCCGAAACGGUUAUGGCUCAGGAUGCAAGAGAACCUGAAAUCACCACCCGUGCUGAUGUUUGGGCCUUGGGUAUAACCACUAUUGAAUUGGCCGAUGGUAAACCUCCAUUUGCAGAUAUGCAUCCCUCCCGUGCCUUAUUUCAAAUUGUUAGAAAUCCUCCUCCAACUCUGUUUAAGCCCAGCAAUUGGUCUCAACAAUUAAUCGAUUUCAUAUCGGAAUGCUUGGAAAAGAAUCAGGAGAAUAGACCCAUGAUGGUGGAAAUGGUGGAGCAUCCCUUCCUAAAUGAACUAUUCGACAAUGAUGAUGAGAUGCGUAACGACAUUGUCGAACUCAUUGGCUUAAGCCGUGAAGCCGAAGGUGUGUAUCGGGAACCAGAAAUUCUGGUAGACCGUGGCUUUAUUAAGCGUUUCGAGGGCAAACCCGAACGCAUGUAUCAAGAAGAUUUGGCUGGUAUUGAAAAUCCAGCAGAUGAUGUUGUUCUAGAAUGCCUACGCAGUCGCAUGGAAAUGGGUCAGUCCUAUUCAUUUAUAGGUGACAUUCUACUCUCCUUGAACUCCAAUGAAUUGCAGAAUGAGUUUCCUCCGGAAUUUCAUGAGAAAUAUAAUUGCAAAUCCAGAUCGGAAAAUCUGCCGCAUAUUUUUGCUGUUGCCGACACAGCCUACCAGGAUAUGUUGCAUCACAAGGAACCUCAACACAUUGUGUUCUCGGGUGAAAGCUUUUCGGGAAAAUCAACCAAUGUCAAGCUUAUAAUACAGCAUCUAUGCUAUUUGGGAGCGGGUAAUCGUGGCGCUACUCAACGUGUGGAAAAUGCCAAUAAAGCCAUUAUGGCUUUGGUUAAUGCAGGCACCCCCAUCAACAAUGAUUCCACUAGAUGUGUGUUGCAAUACUUCUUGACUUUUGGCAAGACAGGCAAAAUGUCUGGAGCUGUUUACAAUAUGUAUAUGCUGGAGAAGCUGCGUGUUACCACCUCAGACAUGACCCAACAUAAUUUCCAUAUUUUCUACUAUUUCUUUGAUUUUCUUAACGCCGAAGGUCAACUCAAGGACUACAAUCUCAAGUCAGAACGUGGCUAUCGUUAUUUGCGUAUACCCGCCGAUAUACCACCCACAAAAUUGAAAUACCAUCGUGAUGAUGCCAAGGGUAACGUAGAGCGUUUUAGAGAAUUUGAGACCAUAUUGGAAGAUCUCGACUUCAAUCGCAAACAAUUGGAAACGGUACGCAAGAUAUUGGCAGCCAUUCUCAACAUUGGCAAUAUUCGUUUUAAGCAAUCGGGCAAAUAUGCCGAAGUGGAUAAUACGGAAAUGGUAACCCGUAUUGCAGAGCUAUUGCGUGUGGAUGAGAAAAAAUUCAUGUGGUCCUUGACGAAUUUCAUUAUGGUCAAGGGCGGUGUGGCCGAAAGGCGUCAAUAUAACACAGAUGAGGCCCGUAAUGCCCGCGAUGCUGUAGCCUCGACCAUAUAUUGCAGAUUGGUGGACUGGAUUAUCAAUAAGAUUAAUAUGAAUAUGGCAUUUCCUCGUGCUGUUUUCGGUGAUAACAACUGUAUUGUUAUCCAUGACAUGUAUGGCUUUGAAUGCUUCAGUCAUAAUGGCUUGGAACAAUUGAUGAUCAAUACAUUUAAUGAACAAAUGCAAUAUCACUACAAUCAGCGUACAUUUGUCAAUGAGAUGCUGGAAAUGGAAGCUGACGAUAUAGGAACGAAAAACUUCAAUUUUUAUGACAACAAAACUGCUUUGGAUAAUUUACUGACUAAGCCAGAUGGUCUCUUCUUUAUCAUCGAUGAAGCCUCACGCAUGAGUCAAGAUCAAGAUUUAAUAAUGGAUCGCGUUGGUGAGAAAUACAGCCAAUUUGUUAAGAAACACACAGCCACUGAAAUUGCAGUGGCCCAUUAUACUGGACGCAUUGUCUAUGACACAAGAGCUUUCACUGAUAUCAAUAGGGAUUUUGUACCUCCCGAAAUGAUUGAAACUUUCCGUUCAUCUAUGGAUGAGAACGUAAUGAUCAUGUUCACUAAUCAAUUGACCAAAGCUGGUAAUCUAACAAUGAAUUUCGAGAGUGUACAGCAUAAGGAUGAUGAUUCACAAAGGAGAGCUUAUACUCUCAAUACCCUAUCCAUGGGUGUUAUUUCCCAAGUUAAUAAUCUUCGUACACUGGCUGCCAAUUUCCGUUACACCUGUUUGACCUUGCUCAAAAUUCUUAGCCAAAACACCAACAUUGGUGUGCAUUUUGUGCGGUGCAUUCGUGCUGAUUUAGAAUACAAGCCGCGUGCCUUCCACACCGAUUUGGUGCAGCAACAAAUGCGGGCUCUCGGAGUAUUAGACACAAUUAUAUGCCGGCAACAGGGCUACUCAUGCCGUUUAACCUAUGAAGAGUUUCUUAAGCGUUACAAAUUUUUGGCUUUUGAUUUCGAUGAAACCGUGGAUAUAACCUAUGAAAAUAGUCGUUUACUGUUGAUCCGUCUGAAAAUGGAAGGUUGGGAUAUUGGAAAAUCAAAAGUUUUCCUGCGCUACUACAAUGAUGAAUUUUUAGCAAGAUUAUACGAGACGCAAGUAAAGAAGAUCAUUAAAGUGCAAUCCAUGAUACGUGCCCUAUUGGCCCGCAAAAGGGUUAAAACUGGAGGAAAGCCAGCAGCAGGCAAGGUGGCAGGCAAAAAUGAUGUGGCCGCAGCAAAAAUACAAAAAGCUUACCGUGGCUAUCGAGAAGGAAAGCAGCGAUAUUCUCCAUUGGUUGAUAAAACUGGGCACGUUAAUCAAGAAACGGCGGAAUUCAUUCGUCACUAUGCUCGUAAAUGGCGUCAGAAAUCUCUGUUUCAAGUUUUGUUGCACUAUCGAGCGGCCAGAUUUCAGGAUUUUGUUAAUCUAUGCCAACAAGCUCACAUAUAUAAUCAACGAAUGGUUGCCGGACUUAAUAAAUGCACUCGCGCUGUACCAUUUGAUCGCAUCAAUACCAAAGAAGUCAAUUCAGCCCAACUUGGACCCAUGAAGGUGGCAGUUCGUAAAUUACCCUUGCGUUUGGACCAUAUACCCUUUUAUGAUACACAAUACAUGGUGGAUCCUGCCAAUUCUUUAGCACGACAAGCAUUUCCCUCAAGCUCUCCGAUAAUGUCUAACAUGAUGUAUGACGAGGAGCCAUGGGAUAGUCCAUUGCAAAGAAAUCCUUCAAUGACCUCACAAUUGUUGACCUACAAUGCCUACAAAAAGGAACAAGCAUGUCAGACCAAUUGGGAUCGUAUGGGCGAAAGCGAUGUGAUUUACAAUCAAAAUUUCUAUCGCGAUCCACAAAUGAUGAGAAGAAACCAAGUGCAAAUGCGCAUGAACAACUAUCACCCGAAUUACAAUCAAAACUAUAAUCAAAACUACAAUUCCUAUUACAAUGCAAAUUAUAACUCACAACAACCCCAGCGCUGGGGCUCCAGACGCAACAGUCUUAAAGGUUAUCCUGCACCUCCGCCACCACCCAUGCCUCCGACGAAUUUCUAUCGCAAUGAUAAUCCGCAAUCAACUAGCCCAAAUAGAAACCAAAAUAUGCGCAAUUCAUAUCCACCUGCAUCGCAAAAUCCUGUGCAGGAGCUACAAAAUAUGAUGGGCAAUCGAGACUAUGAGAACUCUGAGGAACCACCUUACAACUUUAAGGCAAUGCUUCGCAAAACAAACUACCAACGACCAGAUUCGAAUACCAUGACUUAUGAAUUCAAUUCCAGUAAUCAGCAACAAAACACCUUCCAAACUCCUAAAUUACGUCCCACUGGCCGAAAUGUAGAGCAAUCAACCAGCUAUGGAGCACGCAGUCAACAACAAACUCAAUCAUCAUAUGCCGAGUCCAGCAGUAACUAUGCGGCGCAAGAUGAUUCAGAGGUGACAUUUACCGGCGAUGCCUUUGACAUAUAAAGAAAAAAUGA
This is a messenger RNA of Stomoxys calcitrans (stable fly), 4694 nucleotides long. RefSeq names its product neither inactivation nor afterpotential protein C (gene ninaC). Gene Ontology annotation, cellular component: myosin complex. The coding region runs from base 238 to 4683 and encodes 1481 amino acids. The transcript is spliced from 18 exons. Gene Ontology annotation, biological process: protein phosphorylation. The record is from RefSeq and is a predicted model, not a curated record. Lineage: Eukaryota; Metazoa; Arthropoda; Insecta; Diptera; Muscidae. Gene Ontology annotation, molecular function: protein binding; protein tyrosine kinase activity; cytoskeletal motor activity.